Cylicocyclus nassatus is the source of this 1455-nucleotide messenger RNA. The record is from the annotation of a GenBank genome assembly. Lineage: Eukaryota; Metazoa; Nematoda; Chromadorea; Rhabditida; Strongylidae.
AGACGGGCGAGGAGGGCGAGAAACACAACACCGACGGCUGCACACCUCGAUCGCCGCAGCGACAUGCGUGCUCUCUUACUGCUUGUGCUCGUCACUGUCUCUCUUGCACAAAAAUCGUUCCGAUCUCGACGAAUUGGUACCGAAGGCCAGGUGAUUUCAAAAAUACUCGCUGAUUACGAUCCGGCAACUCGUCCACCCGUUCGAGACAAUGCCGAUCAUUCGUCAAUCUUGGUCAUCACGAACAUUUUCAUCAAUAGAGUCACCUGGCAUGAAGAUUGGGCAGAAGUCGAUCUUUACCUGAGACAACAAUGGGAAGAUGGGCGAUUACAGUAUGAUGUCGAUCCACGGGAAGGAAUUGAACAGGUAUCCAUCCCAAGCAAUCGCAAAAUAUGGGUACCGGACACGUACUUUUCCACAGCCAGCGAGGUCCAAAUGCAUAAUCGACAAAGCCUCUUCGUCGAACCUUCUGGAUAUGUUCGAUCGUCACAGCAGAGAACACUGAACGUGCCUGUCACUUAUGGAAAGUCGUUUCCCUUCCUGAAUAAAAGAUCAUUCGUUCUGCGACUUGCUAGCUAUGUCUAUCCACUCGAGGAUGUCGCUUAUUUAUGGGCUCAUAAUCCACCACUGCUAGAACCGGUUGAGGUCUCAAAUGAUCUGCUACACAGUGAUUUUCCAUUCGAAGAAGCUAGUGCUGGAGAUUGCAUUGGCAACUUUACCCUCGGGACUUACUCCUGCAUUGAUGUAGUAGUAUCCUUCAGCGGAUCGACAUUUGGAACCUUCAUCAACUGGUUCUUACCUACACUUCUUUUGGUUAUCGCUUCUUGGCUGCAUUUUUGGAUUCACGGAAGUUGGUCGGUACCGCGGACGAUUUCGGCGGCAGUUCCAUUUUUCAUUUUUGCAGCUCUUUUCCUUUUCCGACGUGAUUUCGUCACAGCAACUCCUGGUCUAUGCUGCUGGUUAAGCAUAUGCCUUUUUCUUACAUUCCUGUCGUUGGUGGAGUACUUUGUUGUAAUAUGUUGUGGAAUCCGUCGAUCGAUAAGAUACACAGCAAAUGGGCAUCAGGAGGAAAAUCCGAUUGGAUCAGCUAAGGAGACACUGGAGAUGGCAUACGACACGAGAUGUGGAAAUUUCAGAAACAACAAUGGUAUCGACAUUAUUGCUCGUGUGCUUUUCCCCGUUAUUUUUAUUUUUCUCAUGGUGUUUUACUUUCUUUUUCUCAUCUGAUAUCUCAAUCUCAGUUCUUGUAUGCCUUGCAUUCUUUCUCUUUUUGAAUAUUGCUUUCAUUUUUGUGCCAAUCGCUACAUCUGCUAAGUGCAAUUCUUUAUAGACCUAUUAUGGCUAAUUCAGCACAUGCUUAAAGCAUUUGCAUUUUUCUGUAUUGGUAUGAACACUUUUAGCAUUAUUUGCGCAUUUUUACGGUAGUAUGAUUGUAGAGUUUUAUUGCAUACCAUCUGC